Messenger RNA from Kluyveromyces lactis, 1452 nucleotides. It is a transcript of the gene SIP5, whose product is annotated as Sip5p. The record is from RefSeq and is a predicted model, not a curated record. The transcript has a single exon. Lineage: Eukaryota; Fungi; Ascomycota; Saccharomycetes; Saccharomycetales; Saccharomycetaceae. The coding region runs from base 1 to 1452 and encodes 483 amino acids. Gene Ontology annotation, cellular component: cytoplasm.
AUGGGAAAUGUUCCAGGUAAAAUUGAUAGCCCUCAAGACCCUGCAAAUAGGAAGCAGCAACGGUCAGAGUCUUUAAAUUUUGGAUCUCAGGGCCCAAAAAAUCUUAACCGGAAUAGGAGGGCUACUUCCUUGGUAGGAAAUUUGUUAAGUGCUAGUGGGAGAGCGAGAUCAGACUCUUAUAAUAGUGCUAACGGUUACAACGGCAACAGUCCGAAUCCGUACAAGAAGAAGUCUUUGAAGGAGAAGGAGAAGCUCAAAGAGAAGCAUGCUAGACAACUUGUGGUCAAGUACAACGAAACUGUGGAUGGUGGGUUUUUAGCACCUUUUGGAUGUUAUAAUUUCGAUAAGUUGGACUAUGAAGCAGAUAUAGUUAAAAAUUUAAUUAUAGAAAGGAGGUUGGCUCCCUUUUACACACCAUUGCAAGAAUUUGAUCAGACUUGGACUCGAGAAGAGGUCAUAAAAAUUGUUGAUGGGUUACCUUUGCAUUGUUCAUUUCAACAGGACCCAGAAGAAUUUGAGGGAGUUCCGACCGGUGAUUUAGCCGAUGACGAAUUUGACUAUCUACUGGAUAGUACCGCUUCGAAAAGGGAACAAAGAAGGCAAAGGUCGAAAAUUUCUAAGGCAAGGUUAUAUUUCAAAAGAGUUGGUUGGCAGGAGAGGGCAAAUGAACGGUAUCUUGAGCUGAAACUUAUGAACAAAAAACAUACGGAAGCAAAGAACCCGGCUUUACCCAGUGAUGAUUUGAAAUAUACUUUGUACAAAAAUGGAGCAGAAUGUCCAAUAUGUUUCCUCUACUUUCCUAAGCCUUUGAAUAUUUCCAGAUGUUGCAAGCAACCGAUCUGUACUGAAUGCUUCGUCCAAAUCAAGCGUGCCGCACCACACUUCCCGCAUGAAGAGGUAGAUCCAACUCAAGAUCAAGAACCGGACGAAUUGAAGGAUCCCAACCUUCUUGUCAGUGAACCUGCCAAUUGCCCUUACUGUGCCACUGCAGAGUUUGGUGUAACAUACGAACCGCGCAGGGACGUGCGGACUGGAAUCAACGGGAUCUACGCUUCCGAAUACAAGAUUGCCGAAUACAAGGACCGUGAAGGCCUAGUAUCGGAUUCUAGCAGCAAUGAAGAUGACGAACUCGUAACUAUAGAACAAAUUCGUAGGGGCUCAAUAGCAGCCGAUGAUCCGUCUGUGAUAACAUCCGAUUCUAUAAGACCUGACUGGGAGAUCAAUCUAACCAAAGAAAGAUUAAGACUCGCUAGAAGAUCAGCAAAAGCUACUGCAAUACACAUGAGUAAUCAAUUAAUUGAUCCCGAACACCCUUCUAGACACGCAUCCAUUUCUUCUUCAGUUGGAGGCCCUGACGGAGGGAAUAGUCCUCAACGUCGUCAGAAAACAUUAGAAGAACUGGAUGACGAAAUGCUCCAACAAGCAAUCAAACUAAGUUUGCAGGAUCAUUAA